AUGGGGCUGGGGCGGGAGCAGGCGAGCCCCGCGCCGCCGCGGCCUGCGAUCCGCCCGCCGCGCACAAAGCCGCCGCUACCGCCGCCGCUGCCUCCUUUCCGCCCUCCCAGGAGCGGCGAGUGGGGGCGAUGCCCCCGCUGCGCGGGUGGGCGGCUCGCCGGGCUGCUGCAGCCCCCCUUCCCCCCGGGGCAUGGGCCGGGGCGGCCGCCGCGGGCACGGGCGCUGCCGCUAGCGGCGCGGCGCGCAGGGCUGGGCGGGCGCCUCCCGCUGCCGAGCCCGCGCCGCCGCCAUCACGAGCCGCUCUGGGGGCAGCUCCAGCCGCAGCGCGCUCGCAGCCGGCGGCGCCGGGAGAAAGGGGCUGAGUCUGGCCCGGCGCGGGAGCCCCGCCGCCCGGCCGGCCCCGCGCUGCCCUCCGCCCCCGCGCCGGGCACCGCGCAGCCCGACCCGGCCCGGCCCGGCCCGGCGCGCGCGGGGCCGCUCGGCGCCGUGGGGCCGCUCCGCGCCGCGGCGCCCCCCAGGAGGUGUCCCGCGGUGGGGCUGUGCGUGUGUGGGGCGGGGUGCGGGCUCCGGACCCCGGCCCAGCGCGGGGAGAAGCCCCCGGGCGGCGCGGUGGCCUCCGGCUCAGGCAAGGGGCGAGAGCCCGGCGGGUGA
Messenger RNA from Motacilla alba alba, 651 nucleotides. Its product is annotated as proline-rich protein HaeIII subfamily 1-like. The transcript has a single exon. The record is from RefSeq and is a predicted model, not a curated record. Bases 1 to 651 code for a protein of 216 amino acids. NCBI's taxonomy places the organism in Eukaryota, Metazoa, Chordata, Aves, Passeriformes, Motacillidae.